GCAAGCCUUCAGCCUCUACGAUAGCGAGUAAAUGGAAUUUCCUGUCGGUACUUAACAAAGUAGUGUUCUGGAUUCGAACUUUCACUGUCGCUCCCGUCGUCCUCCAAGUGUGGGUCCCGAAAGUUUUGCCCCGAGGGUUCAAAUUCAGGCGCGCGGCAUUCCAUUUGCACCCAUCUGCGCCUGCCCUGUGCAGCACACCUCCAGGCAAUUGGCGGUUGAGAUUGGGCCAUAUCUUGCCCUGCCGGCAAUCAUAUCAUCCGCCCCGCAACCAGCAAGAAGCCGCUCCGGCAAAUCUACAGCUUCAACAGCUACGUUUUCUGGUCUAUCAUCUGCAACUAAACAUCGCUGCCGUGCCGCACCGGCGUCCCAUUAUCGCUUUUUCUUGUUCUUUUUGCCCUAGGCAUCCUCCUCAUCUUCCUACGGGUCCCGAAGCGACGCCCGCGUCGUUGCCGGCAAGAUGGACCAGGAGAUGAAGCAGGCAGAGCCGUCGCCGUCGCCAGCUCCCAUGGCGAUGGCUUCGAUGCCGGCCGCGUCGCCUCAACCACAACAAGAAGUCGUCGAGAUGAACCAGGACCAGGACUCCCCUCAGACUCCGAUGCAGCUCGACUUGUCAAGCCCCGUGCCGAAUAACAAUAGUCAGCAACAGCAACAGCAGCAACAGCAACAGCAACAGCAGCAACAGCAACAGCAACAGCAGCAACAACUGCACCCCCAGGUCAAUCAGAUCAACGGUCAACAGCUCUCUGGUCAGAUUCCUGGCCAACUUCCUCUUCCCGGUCAACUUCCUAGCCAGGUCAAUAGUCCAGUCUCUGUCGGAACUCCUGGACAAGUUCCUGGCUUAGCCCUCCCAGCACCUGUCAUCAAGCGAAGAGCUCCAAUCGCUUGCCGAAGAUGCCGCCGUAUGAGAAGCAAAUGUCUCCAUGACAAGGCCCAGCCUCCCUGCCAGGCCUGCCGCGAUGCUGGACUUGGUCCGGCUGACUGCACGUUCCCCGUCCGUGGCCAGCCCGAUCAAGACCGCGAAUACCGACACCCUCGAAUCAGAGCCGACAAGUCGACCAAGCGAGACCCCGCCAAGGUCCGGCGCGAAAUCCUCGAUGCCCCCGUACGCUCACCAGUACCGGCGAUGCCCAGACCGAUUAAGGGCUACGACGAAUGGGAUCUUCUGCCGCCGCUGCCUGAAAUAGUCGAAGCCGUCCACAAGUUCACAGCUCACUACUUCCAGUUGGGCUUCAUCCAUAAGCAACACUUCCCCGAACGGCUACGGACGAACCACCGAUCUAUCAGCGUGUUUUUCCUGCUGAGUAUCUUGAGCAUUUCGGCCCGGCUGACACCAACACUGGUGGAUCGUUUCGGCGGUGCUGUUAAGGCCGCUGAAGUAUUCAUGGAACGCGCCUCUGAGGUUGCUUGCCGCGAACUGUAUAGAGAUCCGGACCUGGAGAGAUGUCAGGCGUUCUAUUUGUUGAGUAUUGCCCAGCAGGGAAGCAGCUUGAAACAGCAGAGCUCGAUCAACAUGGCGAUUGCUAUGCGUAUGGCCACGUUGAUGGGACUGCACAGGGAGGAGACGUACAGGCUGCCAGAGAACCCUUCGGAGGAAUUGAUCAUGAGGGCAGAGUCCGCCCGCCGCACUCUGUGGAUGCUCCAUAGCCAGGACAACCUCCAUUCGGGUCCGCGGUGCCCCGUGUCUCUAUCAGCUAGCGAUAUCACAGCAUUGCUGCCUUGCAACGAGAAGGACUUUGCCACUGGUCAAAUACCCAAGUCGAGAGCAGCUCUCCAGGACACUCCCCCAGCUCUGGAGAACCCUAGCCUUGUCACCGACGAGGGUCGGUCCCUAUUUGCAACUCUCAUCCAGGCCCAUUACUUCUGGGGAGCGAUCUCCCGCCGGGUGCUCAGCAACGACAAAGUCACGGAUCCAUGGGAGCCAGAAAGCGAGUAUGCAAUUAUGGUCAACCGCCUUGCGGAAUGGGAGAGAGGUCUGCCUAAUGACCAUAGGUGGAGUAGCUUUCUCCUUAAGGGAUACAAGCAAGAGGGCCAAGACUUGGCAUACCUCGGCGUGACGAUGAUAACUCGCCUCUGCAAUAUUGUUCUUAGGAAGGCAUACUUGACCGAUAUCUUGUCCGACGAUAAGUCCCAACCGGAGCGCACAGCUUUCUGGACUGAAAUGUCUCGUCAGCUGUUCAGCAACGUCAGGGAUCUGUACGAACAAAUCGACACUCAAUACAAUGAGCGGUCACCCGAGGAAGGUCCUGGGGCACAGAUGGCGGCGUUCUGCGUUUACAGCUGUGGCUUCCUCGCAUGCUACUUGUGCAAAUACCCAAAUCUCUGCCCUGAGCCAGCCAUUACUCGCGAAGGACCUUUGAUGGUUGCUCGUGUUCUCAGCAUAUUGGCAGAAAGUAGGAACAUAUGGCCUUUGGCAACUAGGUGGUAUGAGCAUCUGGAACGGUUUUACACAGCCCAAAGCGGCGUGAUAGUUGGUAACGAGGGUACCAUGGCGGACAGCGUAAGUUAUCAUCAUUCUCUCCAAAAGGCGCCUCGUUCACGGACUCAACAGGCUGAUUUUAACCUCCUGCUCUCCCAGAGAGAUGAAAUUCCUCACGUCCUUCAGAUGCCGACCGUCCAGCAACAGCAAGCCCAGGCUCAAGCUCAUAUGGCUUUGGCUCAAGCGCAAGCCCAAGCUCAGGCUCAAGCACAGGCGCAACAGGCACAACAGGCACAAGUGCAGGCACAGCAGCCAUCACAGCAGCACCUAGCCUUUACUGCUCAGAUGCAGGCGCAACAGGCCCAGCAGGUACAGCAAGCUCUAAGCGAAAAGCAGGAGUCUGUACCUCAGGGUAGUCCUGAACAGGCGAUCAUUAGCCCGGCACAACCCAGUGUCCCAACUCCCGCGAUGUUCAUCGACCCCAGUCUGCGUGUGCCUACAUCGUCACAACCGCAGGAGCAGACUCCUGCCCCAACCGCCCCCCAGCAGCAAGAUUUGGCAUCCCCUUCGCAACAGGGGCAGCAACCGCAACCUGUCGUCGCUGGUGUAGCUGGUCGGCAGUCAACAGAUGGGUUGGGCCUGCUUAUCGAAGCGUUUGACACUCAACAAGCCGGUGGCGUCCCUCCAACGACUACGGCUGGUCAGGGACAAGUUCCGUAUGACCCCCAGGCACCCCCGCAGCAGUAUUACCCGCAACCCGGAACUCUGGGCGUCAAUGACGGGUAUGAGAACGAGUUGGGUUAUUACAUGUCGGAUCAGGGACAACCCGGUGCUAUGCAGAGCUGGGUUGGUGGAACGAAUAUGUAUGGGUAUUAG
This is a messenger RNA of Neurospora tetraspora, 3292 nucleotides long. RefSeq lists its product as uncharacterized. NCBI's taxonomy places the organism in Eukaryota, Fungi, Ascomycota, Sordariomycetes, Sordariales, Sordariaceae. The transcript has 8 exons. Bases 458 to 3292 code for a protein of 944 amino acids. Gene Ontology annotation, cellular component: nucleus. Gene Ontology annotation, molecular function: DNA binding; DNA-binding transcription factor activity, RNA polymerase II-specific; zinc ion binding. The record is from RefSeq and is a predicted model, not a curated record. Gene Ontology annotation, biological process: regulation of DNA-templated transcription; DNA-templated transcription.